AUGGCUCGCCAAUUGUCGUACACCACUUAUCGCGCCUCCCGUCGCCCACCACCACAACCACCACAACACUCCCGCCUCCUCCGCCACCCCCACCUCCACCCACACCUCGACGUCAACAAAGCGGAAAUUCGAUUUUGCUCGUUUGGCCGAAUCUGCGACCCGAAAGGACGAUCCGCCCCACCCCCACCCCCACCCCCACCACAACAAACUCUGUUUCCCGGUUCUGGUCUGGAACUGUUGGCCCGCAAGUACGCCCGCGCAGGUCGAGGCCAACGACCGAAAAAGGAGUUUAUUUGCAAAUACUGUCAAAGAAGAUUCACCAAAAGCUAUAAUCUCUUAAUCCACGAAAGAACGCAUACCGACGAACGACCCUAUACUUGCGAUAUUUGCGGAAAGGCGUUCCGACGCCAGGAUCACCUCAGAGACCACAGAUACAUUCAUUCGAAGGAAAAGCCGUUCAAAUGUUUGGAUUGCGGAAAAGGGUUUUGUCAGUCGCGAACUCUGGCCGUUCACCGAAUCCUCCAUUUGGACGAUUCGCCGCACAAGUGUCCGCAAUGCGGUCGCGCUUUCAACCAGAGAUCGAAUCUGAAGACACAUCUGUUGACGCAUACGGAUAUCAAACCAUUCGAAUGCAGAGAUUGUCGGAAAGUCUUUCGCCGUAAUUGUGAUCUCAGAAGACAUCAAUUGACUCACAAUCAGUCGACUCAAGGAGGUCUUCCCUCGCCUUCCCGAUUCUGCGACGCCGAGUGCCGCAAAGCCCACGGAUCAGCUGACGAUAAUUCAACCAAAGAAGAAGACGUCUUAGACGUUGAUGUCGAACAUUAA
This is a messenger RNA of Oppia nitens, 825 nucleotides long. RefSeq names its product protein odd-skipped-related 2-like. The transcript has 2 exons. The record is from RefSeq and is a predicted model, not a curated record. Gene Ontology annotation, biological process: regulation of transcription by RNA polymerase II; embryo development. Gene Ontology annotation, molecular function: DNA-binding transcription factor activity, RNA polymerase II-specific; RNA polymerase II transcription regulatory region sequence-specific DNA binding. Bases 1 to 825 code for a protein of 274 amino acids. Gene Ontology annotation, cellular component: nucleus. NCBI's taxonomy places the organism in Eukaryota, Metazoa, Arthropoda, Arachnida, Sarcoptiformes, Oppiidae.